Chelonus insularis is the source of this 960-nucleotide messenger RNA. RefSeq lists its product as uncharacterized. NCBI's taxonomy places the organism in Eukaryota, Metazoa, Arthropoda, Insecta, Hymenoptera, Braconidae. Bases 1 to 960 code for a protein of 319 amino acids. The record is from RefSeq and is a predicted model, not a curated record. The transcript has a single exon.
AUGACGAGAAUUGACCAGUCGCCAGAAGAAACAGCUAGUGGUGAAAUAGCAGAGAGUCAAGCAAUCAUUCAAGAUAAUAUUACCGCAAAUAGUACAGCAAGUUCGUCCAACAUGACUGACAAUCAACAACCCACAGGUAAUCAAGGUGUACGAGAGUUUUCUGAUGAUAACGGCAUAGCGUCAGUUGAGUUCAAGUUACCGCCAUUUUGGAAGCAAGAUCCAGCUCUGUGGUUUAUCCAAGUCGAUGCAAUAUUUCAUCGCAAAAGAAUUACCAGUGACAGCAGCAAAUAUUGGACAGUCAUUUCCCACAUUGAUCCGGAAUUGCUACAACAUGUCUCAGACAUUGUCAAAAAACCUCCCGAAGCUGACAUGUACAAUACUCUUAAAGAAAAUCUUAUCAGUCGUCUAAGCACAACUCAAGAACAACAAUUACAAAUUCUCCUUGAUGAUAUUGAACUAGGUGACAACAAACCCUUACAGUUGCUACGUAAAAUGCAAGACUUAGCUGACAACAAAGUAACAGAAGAUGUUCUACGUUCACUCUGGUUGAAACGCCUUCCAGCUAACGUUCGCUUCGUUCUAUCUGCCAACGUAGAAACUAGCUUGACUGCAGCAGCAACAUUAGCUGAUCGACUAGUCGAAAUUAACCCAAUACAAAGCGUCAUGGCCGUCAGCAAGGUGAAGGACGUCGCAACAGCUACUCCAAUUAAACUUUCUGAGGAACAACGAUUAGACAAGCUAGGAAAAGCUGUACAAGCUCUACAAGUAUCAAUAAAAGAAAUUAAUAACGGUAGAAAAAGUCGUGAUCAUACACCAAGAAGCAGAUCACGAGCAAGAUCUCGUUCCUUCCAUCGAUCACCUGCACAAAACAAUGGUAUAUGCUUUUAUCAUGAGCGAUUUGGUGUCAAAGCUAACAAAUGUGAAGAGGGUUGUACCUUUAUUCAAAAACAGGGAAACUAA